Messenger RNA from Orbilia oligospora ATCC 24927, 1308 nucleotides. RefSeq lists its product as uncharacterized. NCBI's taxonomy places the organism in Eukaryota, Fungi, Ascomycota, Orbiliomycetes, Orbiliales, Orbiliaceae. Gene Ontology annotation, cellular component: nucleus. Gene Ontology annotation, biological process: RNA processing. The transcript is spliced from 3 exons. Gene Ontology annotation, molecular function: RNA-3'-phosphate cyclase activity. The record is from RefSeq and is a predicted model, not a curated record. Bases 1 to 1308 code for a protein of 435 amino acids.
AUGCCACAAACCACAACAAAUUUUGCGCCAGCAAGAGAUCCCGUCAGUUUGGACGGGAGGACAUUAGAGGUAUUGUACCCCAAUGAUAGAUACCAAAUUGUUAUCCUCUUGGAGUCCAGUGGCGGUCAACUUCUCCGCACAGCAGCAGGCCUUUCCUCCCUUCUCGAACAACCUAUCGAAAUCCACGAUGUCCGUGGAAACCGCGAAGGCAAAAAAGGAAAGAAAGGUGGCCUACGAGCCCAACAUAUCGCUUGUCUAACUACAUUAGCGAAGUGGUCUUGUUCCAACACCGGCCACCUAAGAAACGAAUCCACCCAAGUCUCCUUCCUCCCUCGUAAACGCAAGGCCUCACAGGUAUCCUAUAGAUACUGGACCGAGCGUGAUGUUCCCGGAAAUCCAUCUCCAAAACGCACAGCUACGAUUGAAAUAGGCGGUGUUGGUAGUAUAAUGCUAUUGCUUCAAGCGGUACUACCAUAUAUCCUCUACAAUGGACCUAAAAGUGGCGAAGACCCAACGCCUCUACACUUAACCGUCAUGGGAGGAACACAUGUUUCGAAGGCACCAACGCUAGAUUAUUUCAGUCAAGUGUUCGUACCUACUUUAAAGAACCUCGGGUAUCCUGAGAUUACAGUUAGAGAGAUAAAAAGGGGGUGGGGAACGGGUCCCACGAUACCUGGUGAAAUCGAGGUAGUCAUCCCAUCCAUACCCGCCGGAACUACAAUACCCGGAUUUACAAUGCAAGAAGCUGGGGAAAUAGUUGGAUAUGAUGUAACUUUCAUUGUACCCGAAGAUGCAAGGAGAAGUUUUCGAGAAACCUUAAACAUCUGGUUCGAAGACCGAGCCCAGGGCGUUGAUAUGAAUAUCGUGAAAGAUGAGGAUUCAGGACACGGUACCCGGUUUUAUCUGUUAAUAGUAGCAAAGACAAGAAAUGGAUAUAGAAUCGCAAGGGACUGGAUUUGGGAUCGGAAGAAAAGGGACGUACACCAAGUUGCGCACGAUAUGACGAGAAAAGUGUGGGGGUGGGUUCAGGAGGAGAUAGAGCAUGGUGGAUGUGUAGACCAUUAUUUACAAGAUCAACUGGUUAUUUACCAAGUUCUCGCGGAGGGUCAGAGUUUGGUUGAUGGCGGAGCUCUAGGAGAAGGUAGCUUGCACACGCAGACGGUAAGGUGGGUAGGUAGUGAGGUUGCGGAUGUGAAGUGGGAGACUGUGCUAGAGAUGGGAGAGGAUGAUGAUGAAAGCAGGGCUAGGGCAAUGUAUAGAUGCACAGGCGUAGGGUUAGUGAGUUCUACAGGCGAAGGAUGGGAUUAA